Molecule: messenger RNA, 435 nt
Organism: Nakaseomyces glabratus
Lineage: Eukaryota; Fungi; Ascomycota; Saccharomycetes; Saccharomycetales; Saccharomycetaceae
Gene: NCB2
Product: negative cofactor 2 transcription regulator complex subunit NCB2
Biological process (GO): RNA polymerase II preinitiation complex assembly; negative regulation of transcription by RNA polymerase II
Cellular component (GO): negative cofactor 2 complex
Molecular function (GO): protein heterodimerization activity; TBP-class protein binding; RNA polymerase II general transcription initiation factor activity
Source: RefSeq, a predicted model, not a curated record
AUGAUAGGAGACGGUGACGACGUUACGCUUCCUAAGGCGACUGUGCAGAAGAUUAUUUCAGAGGUGCUGGACUCAGACCUGAUGUUCAACAGGGAUGCGCGCGAGAUUAUCAUCAAGAGUGGUAUCGAGUUCAUUAUGAUCCUGUCCAGCAUGGCCAGUGAGAUGGCAGAGUCGGACGCUAAAAAGACUAUUGCCCCCGAGCAUGUGAUUAAGGCGCUCAAGGAGCUGGAAUACAAUGAGUUCAUACCCUUGCUGGAACAGAUACUGAUUGAAUUCAAGGGCACACAGAAAAUCAAGGAGAAAAAGAACUCCAAGUUUAAGAAGUCGGGGCUAACAGAAGAAGAACUUUUACAACAGCAAGAAGAACUGUUCAGAAAAUCGAGAUCGAGGUUACACCAAAAUAGUGUGUCAGGCUCAGCUACUGAUUCUACAUGA